Molecule: messenger RNA, 1445 nt
Organism: Suillus plorans
Lineage: Eukaryota; Fungi; Basidiomycota; Agaricomycetes; Boletales; Suillaceae
Exons: 6
Coding region: 1-1197 (398 amino acids)
Source: RefSeq, a predicted model, not a curated record
AUGUGCUAUUGCGAAGAGUACUCCGCACCCACAAAUGUUCCUAUUGGCCAAAGAGAGCUUUGCACCGAAUGUUUGCACGGGAAGAGCAAACAUCCUCGACCUCAACAGCCUGCACCAGUGGCCGAGCCAUUGGUGCCUCCUGCACUGCCAGUGAAUCCAGGUGGUCCGAAGCCAUCCAAACCAGCAGCUGCCACACCAAAGGAACGAGCUGGAGUGACAGCGAUAUACAAGCAAUCACUUGCCCGACGUGCUGGGCAAGGCCCGGAACUCAAAUUUGAGGUGUCAACUGACAGUCGGAAGACAGUCGCAGCCACGAGAAGUGAAGUCAUGUCAGGAUUCCGCCCAACUAUAAAGCGGAAAGUCACAGGGGGCAGGGUUGUAUCUUCAAGACGGGCCACUGGCAGCAGCUCAUUGAAGCAACAACAGGUCCAGAUUCAAGUUGGCGCUGUCGCUGUCUUGAUCAAUUACCUCGAUGACAAAGGACAAUUGAUGAGCAGGGUCCCACCUGUGAAGACAGAGGUGUCAAAACUCAAGCGAAGGGGAUGUGCUCACUUUGACGAAGACGAGCCUGAGGACAACAAAGUGGAUUUCAGCUUUUGCCCGGACUGGACAUUUCAAGAAGUCGAAGAAUAUUUUCGAAGACUUUUUCCAAAAGUCUUUGAGUACCUUGACUCCGUACAGAAUGAUGAUGUGAAGGGGAAGGCUGUCGAUAACGGAGCAUUGUGGGUGUUGAUUUCGAAAGAAAACCGCUGGCUGAGUGUUGCACCUGAGCCACUGCCAAACGGCAAACAUCUUGAGCGGUACAGAGGCAGAGAUAACGCACCUCUUGCAGCGACUAAUAUUUUUAUUGCUAACCGGAAGUACAUACCUGAGCACAUUUGCGCACAAUGGGACCCAGACGUGAUCAUCAUUGAUACAGAUUCCGAGGCAGGAGAAGAUCGAGAUGAUGAGCCUAAGACAGCACGUCCAAAACACUCAAUCCGGUACACCAAACACGAAGAACCAGCUCGAAAGAAACUGCGUGGAAUGAUGUUCCGGCCCGGCUUGGCCCAAAAGCCGCGGCUUUGGCCUGGCUUCAGACGGCUCUGGCCUGCAAAAAAUCCAAGCCGGGCCAAAGCCGCAAAUGACAGCUGGCUUUGGCCCGGCUCUGGCCUGAGCCGCGGCUCGAGUAGGGAAUUUGCGAUUCUGACAAAGUGAGCAUGAGCAGGUCGUUGUGAAACCAGGAUUCAACCACAUGACUCACCUGCAGAUAAAUCGCGGCAGUCGAGAGCGGCGGUGGAAUUUCGGCGGUUUCUUCGUGACAUGCGUUACCCGAAGAGAUUGACGGAGGUGGAGGGAGAUGCAUGAGUAGAAAGGGAACACUGGAUCCAAGUGCACGGGUGAGGGUUGCGGUGGUGAAUUUUGACUCUAAAGGAGGAGCGCUACUGUACCGAGUUCAGACAUGC